AUGGUGGGGCAUAUUGAGAGAGUCUGUUCCCAAAGAAUUCAGGAUGUAAAAAAUCAUAGUUUGAGGGAGGGACAAUUUGGGGAAUGGAUGAGAGCUGGAGAAGGUUUACAGAGUCAGAAUUGGAAUAUGGCUGGUUCAUCUUCAGAACAGGAGAAAGACCAACCCUCUUCUCGCAGUAAUGGUAAUAAUGCAAUUGCUGAUAAUGAGAUUAUAGCUAGAAACUCUAAUGGGGGGUCCAACAAGUCAUCCUUUAAAGAGCCAACCCAUGAAGGAGCUAGAUCCAGUUCAUCCAAACUAGUUCCAGGUCAGUCUUCUGAUAAUAUGGAGAGGGAUCUAAUUCUUUUUGAGGAUCAGAAUUUGAGGCAGAAACAAGUGAUAGUCGAUGAAGAGUUGGUGUCAGGAAAGGCAUUGGAGGAACGUCUUAACUCAGGAGAGGGAAAUAUUAAGGUAACUACUAAUGUUAUGGCCAAAAGAACUUUGCCAGCAUCUCUGGUUGGAAAAAGGACCUGGAAGAGAAAUACUCAGAAGGAAGGAAGAUUAUUGAGAAGCAUUGCUGAAUCAUCUAUGGAGGAGGAUCACCACAUGAGCAAAAGAGGUUGGGAGAAUACAGAAGGGAUCUAG
Striga asiatica is the source of this 621-nucleotide messenger RNA. NCBI's taxonomy places the organism in Eukaryota, Viridiplantae, Streptophyta, Magnoliopsida, Lamiales, Orobanchaceae. The record is from the annotation of a GenBank genome assembly.